Engraulis encrasicolus (European anchovy) is the source of this 5956-nucleotide messenger RNA. It is a transcript of the gene pth1r, whose product is annotated as parathyroid hormone 1 receptor. The transcript has 14 exons. Gene Ontology annotation, biological process: cell surface receptor signaling pathway; intracellular calcium ion homeostasis; adenylate cyclase-activating G protein-coupled receptor signaling pathway. Gene Ontology annotation, molecular function: G protein-coupled peptide receptor activity; parathyroid hormone receptor activity; peptide hormone binding. Gene Ontology annotation, cellular component: plasma membrane. Bases 301 to 1923 code for a protein of 540 amino acids. The record is from RefSeq and is a predicted model, not a curated record. Lineage: Eukaryota; Metazoa; Chordata; Actinopteri; Clupeiformes; Engraulidae.
GCUACUGGCGUGCACAUCUGGAGGCGGUUUGAAAUGAGUACAACGCAAAACUUUAAAUGUUAAUUUCAUCGUGACUGUUCUGUUACUUUUUAGCUAUGACGACUUGACAAAAGUCUGCAGCAAUAGAAAAGCGGUUCUUGGGCGCUUUAACAGAGGAAGCAGAUGGUGGAAUCCGACCGACGAAAAGGCAAUGUUGAAGGGGACGAACACGUAAGCGAAACACCGUUAGAGCAACCAUCCAUCUACGUGAAGUUUCUUUCUUGAGAGGACUCCUGGACGUUCCUUUCGGCGCGUGAAGGGAUGGGAUCCACGCGGCUGGUCCACAGCCUUGGCAUUCUCCUCUGUGGCUCUGUGCUGACUGUUGUAUACGGUCUGGUGGAUGCUGAUGAUGUCCUUACCAAGGAGGAGCAAAUCUAUCUAUUAUUCAACGCUAAGAGGAAAUGUGAACGUGCCAUCAAGUCCAAGCACAAGAUUGCCGAGGGCUACUGCCUGCCGGAGUGGGAUGGGAUUGUGUGCUGGCCGGAGGGACCCCCAGGGAGGCUGGUGUCCACUUCCUGCCCGGAUUACGUCUACGACUUCAACCACAAAGGCUUUGCAUAUCGCCGCUGUGACUUUAACGGAACAUGGGAGCUGGCAACCACCAACAAUAAGACAUGGGCGAACUACAGUGAAUGCGCCAAAUUCCUUGGCCAUUACAACCCCAAUGAAGAGCGGGAGGUGUUUGAUCGACUGUAUCUAAUUUACACCGUGGGCUAUUCGAUCUCUCUGGGAUCCCUCAUGGUAGCGGUGGUGAUCCUGGGGUAUUUCCGCCGGCUGCAUUGCACCAGGAACUACAUCCACAUGCACCUGUUUGUGUCCUUCAUGCUGCGGGCCAUCAGCAUCUUUGUCAAAGACAUGGCCCUGUACUCCGGAGACGUACUGGGGGAGAUGGAGCGGGUCAGUGUGGAAGAUCUCAAGUCCAUUACGGAGGUUCCCCCAGGCAGCAAGACCCAGUUUAUUGGCUGUAAAGUGGCGGUGACGCUCUUUCUGUACUUCCUGGCAACCAACUACUACUGGAUCCUGGUGGAGGGCCUCUACCUACACAGCCUCAUCUUCAUGACCUUUUUCUCGGACAGGAAGUACCUCUGGGGAUUUACUCUGAUUGGCUGGGGAGUACCUGCCAUGUUUGUAACCGUGUGGGCAAGUGUCAGAGCCACCCUAGCAGACACAGAGUGUUGGGAUUUGAGUGCAGGCAAUGUGAAAUGGAUUAUACAAAUACCUAUACUAACAGCUGUUGUGAUCAAUUUUGUCCUGUUUUUAAACAUAGUCAGAGUCCUGGCAACCAAAUUAAGAGAAACCAACGCAGGAAGAUGUGACACCAGACAGCAAUACAGGAAACUGUUGAAAUCCACACUGGUUCUCAUGCCGCUGUUUGGAGUUCACUACAUCAUCUUCAUGGCCAUGCCUUACACGGAAGUGUCUGGAGUGCCGUGGCAGAUACAGAUGCACUAUGAGAUGCUCGUCAAUUCAUUCCAGGGAUUCUUUGUUGCAAUCAUAUAUUGCUUCUGCAAUGGAGAGGUGCAGGCCGAAAUCAAGAAAUCUUGGAGCAGGCGGACUCUGGCGCUGGACUUCAAGAGGAAAGCCCGGAGCGGCAGUAACACGUACAGUUACGGACCCAUGGUGUCACACACCAGCGUCACGAACGUGACCGCGCGGGGCCCUCUCACCCUGCACCUCACCACGCGCCUUGGGCCCGUCACCGUCAACGGCCACCACCGGAACCUCCCGGGCUACGUCAAGAACGGUUCCGUGUCGGAGAACUCCAUACCGUCCUCAGGACAGGAGCUACACAUUCCAGAGGAGGAACCCUCGAACGGCACGCGGCACGCCGUGGAGGACAAACCGCCACCCGUCGUGGAGGAGGAGCGGGAGACAGUCAUGUGAACCGCGGCAGCAAGGACGUGCACACAAAUAAAGGGUUCUCUCCUUUUUUUAAAAAAAAGAAGGAAACAAAAACAAAUGAAGGAUAAUUUACAUUGCUAUGUACAUGUCCAAGAUGUGUUGUUUUUUCAGGAAGAUGGCUGUAGGAUUUUCUGCCCCGUUUCAAGUCCUGUGAGUCACAAAAUAUGGACUUUGGAAAACAAAGCCAAGAGCUCAAAUUGCAUGUUGUACUUGGAACAUGCUGUCACCCUGGAGAUCCCAAAAUUUCUGUGAUGAUGUCAGACGGCCCACGUCCACACACACAACCCGCCACCAGUCCCCUUCCAAAGGUCUCCAGCAAUGCAUAGUGACAGCCUGGACACUGGGGCCAGAGCCGGUGUCCGAGGCUGAAAUGUCAGAGUGGGGGGAGUUAGAAGAGGGUACUACAAAGGACCUUGGAGAACACUGUCGUGUCUGCCCUUGAUCCUACGCCAUCACCGAACACGAACACAGCCUCUGUCCUGCGGUGGGGACGGUGGCCUUGCCUGCUCUGAAGCAGAACUGGAAUAAGCAUAAACUACGGGAAUCUACUGUAAUUUUGUAUCAGGUAUUUAGAAAUAGAAAUAUCAUGGUGGGAGGAGAGUCAGUCUUGAUCCAGGCAAGGGAGGGAGAGAGAGCGAGACAGAGGGAGAGAUGGUGUACUCAAACGGCAAAAGGUAUUUAUCUGUGUCGACAGCCUGUCACCAUAAGUGAUUAAAGAUGAUCUUAACGAUUGAAUGGUACUGUCAUCAGCAUCUUUCCUAAAUGAGCCAAUUACCAACAAUGAAACGUGUUUAUCCAUUACUAUGUAAUGGAUGUCUGCUGCAUUACAGUUUGGCUGACAAAACGUUCUCAUGUAAAACUGUUCACUGAAGCUACACAUUUUUGGAAUUCAUUUUUACACUGACUGUACUGUUGACCAUACAAACACAUUUUGCUUCAAUCUCCCUGCAAUGUUAUCUCAAACUGACAUUCUGACACAUCACAUCUGUGCAGACAAGUCAGUGAUUGUACAUUCCACUAUGUUAAUGUAUUAAGCAAAAAAAGGCAACUAUCUCAUUGAGGAGAACACAUUUCUGGACGAGUUGGAGUUUUGGUCCAAGGGCCUCAUGCAAGGACUCUUGCAUAUUCUUGUCUUAUCACAAUGCUCUCUUUUUGGCAGGGUCAUUUGAGAGUGCUAGGGCAUGCACAUCACUUCAGUUCAGAAUGCUGCCCUUGUAUUUUCUUCUGCACCGCUGCAUAGCAUAACGUAUAAUUAUAGAUUAGGCUACAAUACCAAACAUAUCAUGGUGAGGAGUCAAAUUCUGAAUUUUAUUAAGCUCUAUUGAGAGAAAUUGUAUGAACAUGUUUGGGGUCAUUUAUAUGUACACUGUCACUUGAUGGUAGAAUCACUGAAGACACCAAAUCUUUGAUGGGAAAUUAGAUGUACCUGUAGGCUACUACGAUACGAUGAUGUCACAAAGCAAUUAAGGCAGCUUAGAACCAUGACCCCGUGCUGACACUCGGGGUGGAACCAAUGCGGACAGUCACUGAGCAUACACUGCAACAAUAGGAUACACGAUAAUUGACCAAGAAUGGCUAGACCAGAAGCAAAAGCAUUGCAGACAUUCAAAAAGAGAGAAAAAAAAUGAUCAGAAAUUUCACCCUGCAACCACUUAUUAAGUGCUAUGCCUGGUGUAGCCUAUGACUGAUUUUGUUUGUUUGUUUUGUUUUGUUUAUGGUUUUUUUUUGUUCUUUUGAAAAAAGGUUCGCUUAAAGGAGGAGAUUUACAUAACAUGCUGUACAUUCAUUGCAUUAAUACUAUACAUAUAUUCACUUGGCAAUUUGAUCAUAAAUGUCCACACAUAACCUGACACAACUGAAUCCUGCUGGUUAUACUGAAAAAGCCAUCCAGUGAAAUUAGUGACAUCCUACAGGCACCGACGUCUGAAGGAAUCAUACAUUUACGGAAAAAAAAAUCUAAAAUAUGAUGUAGUUAUGUAGUGUAGUUUCUUAGCGGGGUUGUGUUAAACAGUUGCAGCUGUCACUUCGAAUCAACUAUGAUUGUACAAAUGGUUCUUGCAUGAGGCCCAAUGUGGUUCUUUUUCCACACAUUUGUCACAGGUAGUUAAGCUGUCUCUGAAACGAAUGUACGUACUAAGUCCCCAGUUAGAAAGACCAAUGGGCUGAGUGUUCAGAGAGCUAAGAUGUCAGCGCCCAGUCUGAUGCCUUUGAAUUGUCGGGAGAAUUCAAUCCCCCUGGCAUGGUAAUUAAUUCCAAAUGAAAAUAAACAUUCAAGUCAAAUAUCAACUUUGCCACGUCAGCACCACGAAGGACGUCGACCCCCCCUUUGAUCAGGAUUCUUGGUAUUUCUCUAUGGCAGUGUGUUACAUCGAAAAUAGCUUAACAAGGAUAAAUACAGACUUUGCUACUUUAAAGACUUCCGGACAUACAUAAUUGCUACAUAAUUGCGAGCUUGGGUUUCCAAAGGGGUCAGAGGAAUGGUCUUAAUGAAUCUGCUUAGGGCUCUGCUUUUAAAUUUCCAUGUGCAAAAACAUCUCUCUAUGUUAAUGAGUCGUUUCAUUGCAGUCUGUUGUGAUGCUUGGUGUAAAGAAUUUGUAAUAAUUUAUCAAAGUAUCAUAAUAUAAAUUUAAUCAUGAAUUUUAAGGUAAUGUAAUAUACUAGCUCACAUACUGUUGAAUAUGGUUCAGUAUUAUGCUGCUUAUGUAUGUAUGUAAGUAUGUAUGUAUGUUUGUAUGUAUGUAUAAAUAUUCCAUUUUUGUGUAACAGAAGUCACAAUGUUUACAAAUACUAGUAUUGAGCUAAAUGAGCAUCAGUGUUCUGCAAACACUUUGUAAUGUGAUUUAACUAUGAAGGGACAGUAUUUUAUUUUGUUUUUGUUUUUUUACUGUUGUUAUUUUAAUCAGGGAUGUGCUUCUACAUGCUUAUGAGACUUUUGGAAGGCUCUUGGUUGAGUGUUUUGAAUUGUCCUAUUGCUACAACUGUCGCAAAGCAACAGAGACGACAUUAAACAAAUGGUCCUCUCUUUCAGCUAUGAUAGAUGGCUUCAAAAUCUUCAGAAACAAGGUCCCAUAUAUUUUUUUAGCAUAAACAAUAUUUUACAGCAUUUUGUUUUGUUAAAUUCCCUUUAUCAUCGCUUUACCAUCUUUAAUAUAUUUGCAAUGCUCUGUAAACUGUUUUUUUUUAAACAUAUUUAUGAUAUUUAUAAAAAUGUCCUCCAUUCUCUCUGUGGCUUAUAAUGAGUGGUAGCAUAUUCCACUGCAGCAUAGGCGACGUCACCAUUGGAACCCUAGUUUCACUGGAGUGUUGGUACACUGUUGCUGUUACCAAGCUGGUUCUUUGGCCCUGUAGCAUAGCAACUGGGGUCAAAAGGUCAUAUCAGUAGAAAUGUGUUAGCCUCACAGACCUCUGGGCCAUAGAUCACUACCAAUAAUAUUCAAACACAGUGUGUCACUGCCAAAUUAUCCUUAACUGUGUCAUGCUCUUCUAAUGUCUCAUGGCUACACCUUACUUAACCUGCUGGUUAAAGAGUGGAAUUGUCCAUGACAUUUUACAAAUAGCCAUAUAAGCACUUUAAAGCUCUUAUUUGCAGUUAUCAGCAGUUACUUUCUGUCACAAAUUACUGUCAUAUUCAUGGUAGUUCAUAAAUGUCUUAAAGAUGGCGCUUACAUAUCUUUCACUAAGAUCAACCACCUGUCAGGUGUCCAUGUUGGAAUUAUGAAACUUGACAUGCAUUGUUCAAACUUAUUAAUUUUCCUGCCUUUUUUCCAUAAAUUGUUUAUUUUGUAUGGUUUGUAUGAAGAAAUACAGCAUAAGCUGUUCUCACAACUCUCCCUAGCUUGUUGAUUAGCCAAUAAUGAUAACAUAUGGUGAAAGUCAGGCAAGCAGGCAUUAUGCUGCAAAAAUAACUGUAGUGCUUAGCUACCAUGUGGUUUGAUUUUACGUCCACUGUCUGUUUUUUUUAAGAAUAUAUUGACCUAUAAAGUGUACAUUUUUGUAUUGUGAAUAAUGAAAUAAA